AUGUUCAGAACAGCCCUGCGCUCGACGCUUCACCCUCAACUUCUCCGCCAUGGAAGCCUUCGCUUCCUCUCAAAUGAGGCGCGUUCAAGAAUCCAAACGGCUGUAUCUUCCACACCAGUGGUCCUAUUCAUGAAAGGCACACCUCAACAUCCUCAGUGCGGGUUUUCUCGAGCAGCAAUCCAGGUCUUGGGGCUACAUCAGGUUCCUGUUGACCGACUAGCGACAUAUAACGUGUUGGAAGACGAGGAGUUGAGAAGUGGGAUCAAGGAAUUUUCGGACUGGCCGACAAUUCCGCAAUUGUACCUCAACGGCGAGUUUAUUGGGGGUUGUGAUAUUCUAUUAUCUAUGCACCAGUCUGGAGAAUUAGAAAAGUCGCUGCAACAGGCGGGCGUAUACCUAGAAAGUGCAUAA
Messenger RNA from Mycena indigotica, 411 nucleotides. RefSeq names its product Glutaredoxin. Bases 1 to 411 code for a protein of 136 amino acids. The transcript has 4 exons. Lineage: Eukaryota; Fungi; Basidiomycota; Agaricomycetes; Agaricales; Mycenaceae. The record is from RefSeq and is a predicted model, not a curated record.